AAGGCUCCAAUUACAUACCGUGAAACAUAACCUAAAAAUAGAAUGAUAAAUAUAAAAAGGUACAAAUUAUCUCAAAAUGUUCAUACAUGCUCUUGUAAUAUGAUUAUAGGGCAUAUAAGGAUUUUUUUUCUUUUUUUUUUUUUUUUUUUUUGGGUCACGUAUAUAAUACUUUAUUUACACAAAAUAAAUAUUUUUUUUUUAGGUAUCUAACUUUAUAAGACAAUGAUUUUUAUUAAUUUUUUUAUAAUAUUAAUAGUGAAUGAAUUAUUAAAUUUAUCCACCAUUUACUUUUUACAAGUUAAUAUUAAAUUGGUAAUAUUACAAAAAAAUAAAAAUAAAAUAAAAAACUUAAAAGAUGACACACAUUAUGAUAUAAAUUGCUAACAAUUAAAUAUACAUGACACCUAAGUCAUGUAAUCCUUUCAACAAGUGUUACUUAUAGGUUCGAGCUUUUAUUCUCACGCUCGGCGUAUCCUCUCUCAAUUUUUUAUUAUUUAUAACUUAAUUUUGCUGCCUUUAAAUUCGUUUUUACUCCCGAUGUAUGUCACUUAGCAUGACACACGUCAUCCGUUCUUACAUGCUACAUCACUCUGCAAUUAUGCAUACUCAUGUUCUUAUUGGUACCAAAUUUCUCGCGCUAUCUCAAUCAAGCCCUGUAUUGCUCAAUUCCACCGGAGACGAAGCCAAAACCGUCCAAUUCCACAAACUAACUAGAAUUGAAUCAAAUAUAUGCUCAUACCAUCGGAACCCACAUCCUAGAUUUGCACCCUGAUCCAUUUCACUGGAACAACAUCAUAAGAUCAUACACUAGACUAGAUUCUUGCAUAUCUCUCAUUUUCUUGAAGGCCAUAAGCCAAGAUUUCGAUGCUGAAUUGGGUCGGCAAAUUAGCGGUAAGGAUUUGUCUUGAGUUCACUGGAAGUGGUUCUGUUUGUAUGCUAAAGCGGGCGAAUUUGGAAAUGCAUGUAAAGUGUUCGAACAAAAUUCUGAUAGAAAGUUGGGUUCUUGGAAUGCGUUUUUCACAGGGACAUGGUGGGCGUGCUAAGGAAGCUAUAGGUAUGUUCAUGGAGUUGGAGAAAAGUGGGUUUGAGACUGAUGAUGUGACUAUGGUCAUCGACUUGUGGAGACUUGAACUUUGCUCUUUAGUUGCAUAAAUCUGUCUUCCAAGCAAAAACCUUGGAGAAAUGGAACAUUUUGGAGACAUGUAGACUUGGAGUUUUUGAGGAUGAUCUAGCAGAAUGUUUCUUCUUGGAUGCCCCUGAUUGUGGGUUAUGCUGCUAAUGGUUUGUGGGAUGAGGUUGAGGAGAUAAGGAGUAUGAGAAAGAGAAGACUCGUUGAAAUUCCUGGUUAUAGUCUGUCAACAAGAUCGCAUUAAAACAAAGGUUUUUUUUUUUUUUUUUUGUUUUUUUUCAAUUUUGUCUAUGACAUUUCAAUUAUUAUAUAUUCAUUAUAGCCUGGCAGCAUUGAAACAUGACGUGUUUCAAUUUUGUCUAUGACAUUUCCAUUACUGUAUUAUAUAAUUGUUCUUAUCCUUUUAACACCAUAUUAAAGCCAGCCAACCUUGGGUAGUUGGGCACACCAUUGACUCUGCAGUUCACAUUGGUAAGCAAAUAAAAUUCACACCUCAGUCACGUUGGAUACUUGAAUAUAAACCAGUUCAUAAUGCAUUUUGACAGUACAUCUAAAACACAUUUAGAAAUCUCUGUAUUGCCAUUUUGAUGGAGAGGAUUCACAUGAAUACUCUAAUAGGAUUACUGCUAGUGAAUUCAUGCAUGAUUCAUUUGGCUCUCUGUCUUUCAAACUUCACAGAUCAAUCCGCUCUGUUUGCCAUCAAGGCUGAGAUCAAUCUUCAACCACACAAUAUUCUGGCUAGUAAUUGGACCAAAACAGCCAACUUCUGCAACUGGGUUGGUGUCUCCUGCAGCCCUCGCAGACACAGGGUCACCGCGUUGCGGCUAGCUUCCAUGGGUCUCCAAGGAACCAUUUCCCCAUAUAUUGGUAAUCUCUCCUUCCUUGUAGCUCUGGAUCUUCGAAACAACAGUUUCCGUGGUACUUUGACGCAUGAGAUUGGCCGUCUGAGUCGCCUCAAAGAUCUCCUUUUAGAAACUAACAUGAUGGAAGGACAAAUACCCCCAACAAUACGCCACUGCCAAAACCUUGAACGCCUAUCGCUUGUGGACAACAGUUUCAGCGGAGUCAUACCAGAAGAGUUGGGUACACUUCCCAGACUCUUUUUCCUUGGCUUGGGUAGCAACAAUUUUAUGGGUCCAAUACCAUCAUCACUAGGCAACAUCUCAACAUUGCAGAUAUUUGGACUUGAACAAAAUCUCUUGACAGGUUCAUUUCCUUGGACUCUCUUUAACAUCACUUCUUUACGUUUCAUUUCUCUAACCAAUAAUAGCAUCUCUGGUAGUCUUCCGAUGAAUAUCUGCCUACUUUGGCCAAAUCUUGAAAGGCUUUAUCUUUCUUUCAACCAUUUCCGGGGACAAAUUCCAUCCUCGAUAUCUCAAUGUAGGGAGCUUAGAACACUCUCUUUAUCAACCAAUUAUGGAUUCGAGGGAACCAUUCCAAGAGACAUUGGGAAAUUACAGAAACUAGAGGAUAUAUAUCUUGGUCGUAAUAAAAUUACUGGAACAAUUCCACAUUCCCUGGGUAACAUUUCAAGUUUAUUACUGCUUGCAAUGGAAAAUAAUUACAUUCAAGGAGAGAUGCCACCAGAACUUGGCCAACUUUCAAGUUUGAUGGCAUUGAACUUUGGAGACAAUCAACUCACUGGAGUUAUCCCACAACAAAUAUUUAACAUUUCUUCCUUGCAGUCCAUUUCAUUGUCUAUGAAUUCGUUUCAUGGAUAUCUUCCAGCAACCAUUGGCUUUUCACUUCCUAAUCUUGAAUUACUGUAUAUUGGACACAAUUUGUUAAGCGGAAACAUUCCUACUAGCCUAGGCAACUCUUCUAUGCUCAGAGAAAUAAUCCUGUCUGCCAACUUACUAACUGGAGCAAUACCCACUACCCUAGGCAAUUUACAACUCCUUGAAGAACUAAUUGUGUCAUACAAUCAACUCACAAGAGAAAUCAGUAGUGAUGAACUUACUUUCCUCAUUGCCUUGACCAACUGCCAAUUCUUGCAGAUUUUGGAUUUGGGGGUCAAUCCAAUUGGUGGUAUCCUCCCAAAUUCAAUUGGAAAUUUUUCAAGUUUGCUUCAAGCUAUUGAAAUGCCUGGGUGUCAAAUAAAGGGUCCUAUUCCAGCUGAAAUCGGUUCAUUGAAAAACAUGAAUCGGUUUGAUUUGAGCAACAACAAUGUAAAUGGAUCCAUUCCAUCAACAAUUGGAGGAUUAGAAAGCUUACAAAGGUUGUAUCUUGAUGGUAACAAGAUCGAAGGACUUAUUCCCGAUGAGAUUUGCCAUCUUCACCAAUUGGGAGAGUUAUCUCUACAAGGUAAUAACCUCCUCGGACAAAUCCCUACAUGCAUAGGGAAUCUCAGUCAUUUGCAGCUGUUAUUCUUAAAUUCUAACAAUCUUUCUUCUGCUAUUCCACUGAGUUUAUGGACACUUCCAAAUCUUCUGCUUUUGAAUUUGUCAAGCAACUCCUUAGGUGGAUACUUGCCAUUAGAGAUGAGAAUGUCAAGAGUCAUUGAAAGCAUAGAUUUAUCUUUGAACCUCAUAGGAGGAAACAUUUCUCAAACUAUUGGGACCUUCCAAGGUCUUAGAUCUCUCAAUUUGUCGAGGAAUUCAUUACAGGGACCAAUUCCGGAGUCAUUUAGUGGCUUGAUCUCAUUGGAAUUCAUGGACCUCUCUUACAACAAUUUGUCAGGUACCAUCCCCAAGUCCUUGAAGGAACUUUCAUAUCUCAAAUACUUGAAUCUCUCUUUCAAUAAGCUCUCUGGAGAAAUUCCAGAUGGAGGAUCCUUUGUUAACUUUACAGCCCAAUCCUUUAUGGAGAAUGAAGGACUCUGUGGGCUGCCAAUUCUCGGAGUUCCAGCUUGCAAAAUCCCCAACACCCAAAAAACAAGGGCUAAACAAAUUUUUCUCAAAUAUAUUCUUCCAGCAAGUGCAUUAAUAGUAAUCUCUGUUGCUAUUAUGUAUAUGCUAAUAAAAGGCCGAGGAAGUAGAUUGCAAAAUCCAAAUUCAGUUGAAUUACCAACUACAAUGGAGCAUAAAAUGAUCUCAUUUCAGGAGCUUCGUCAAGCUACAAAUAACUUUUGUGAUGCCAACUUGCUAGGAGCAGGAAGCUAUGGUUCUGUGUACAGAGGAGUACUUUCUGACGGGGAAACCAUUGCUGUAAAAGUUUUGAAUUUGGCAUUUGACAGAGCUUUUAAAAGCUUUGAUGUAGAAUGUGAAGUGUUGCGAAAUGUUCGGCACAGGAAUUUGGUAAAAGUCAUAAGUACAUGCUCCAAUUCUGAGUUAAGAGCUUUGGUUCUACAGUACAUGUCUAAUGGAAGUCUUGACACGUGGUUAUAUUCUCAGAACUAUUGCCUGAAUUUGCUUCAAAGAGUGAGCAUCAUGUACGAUGUUGCAUUAGCUUUGGAGUAUCUCCAUAAUGAUCAAUCAGAACCUGUGGUCCAUUGUGAUUUGAAGCCCAGCAAUGUGCUUUUAGAUGAAGAGAUGGUUGCUCACGUGGGAGAUUUUGGCAUUGCAAAAAUUUUAGUUGAUGAUACUGCAGCACAAACCAAGACUUUAGGUACACUUGGCUACAUCGCACCAGAGUAUGGUUCCGAAGGAAGAGUGACAACAAAGUGUGACAUUUAUAGCUACGGAAUAAUGUUGUUGGAGAUGUUUACAAGAAAGAAGCCCACGGAUGAAAUGUUCACGGAAGACAUGAGCUUAAGGCAAUGGGUGAAUGCAUCACUUCCGGACAAGGUAAUGGAAGUCGUGGAUGCAUACUUGAUAGAGAAACAAGAUGGGAAAGAUUACAUGAACGUUGCACGAGCUUGUUUUCUAGCUAUAAUGGAACUAGGAAAGCAGUGUUCCUCAGAAUUGCCAGAAGAAAGAAGUGACAUCAAAGAUGUAGUGAUCAUGCUUUAUAGGAUAAAAUCCCAACUCCUUGUCAACCUACCUGCAUGAUAUGUUAGUGGAGGAAGUCAUUUUGUUCCCCUUCAUCUCCUGUAACAUUCUCCAUUCGUGCUUUAUUAGGAUCUAUUGUUGUGCCUUUUGGUCCUUUUUGUGAAAUCGUCCUGUAUUUUUGGCUUCUAUUUUUUCGCCCCCAUAAGUUUAGUGAACAAUAACCAUAUUUCAUUGCAAAUAAAGAUCUAUCCUGGUCAAGAGUAUUGACGUAA
Cornus florida is the source of this 5270-nucleotide messenger RNA. Its product is annotated as receptor kinase-like protein Xa21. The record is from RefSeq and is a predicted model, not a curated record. Gene Ontology annotation, biological process: protein phosphorylation. NCBI's taxonomy places the organism in Eukaryota, Viridiplantae, Streptophyta, Magnoliopsida, Cornales, Cornaceae. Bases 1717 to 5058 code for a protein of 1113 amino acids. Gene Ontology annotation, molecular function: protein kinase activity; receptor serine/threonine kinase binding; ATP binding. The transcript is spliced from 2 exons.